CGCCAAAAUGCUGCGAGCGAACAAUACACGGUUGAGAGAAAAUGAUCCAUUUUGGACUGCAGUAGACGAUCACCGUCGGGUAUUACUCCAUGACAUGAAAAUAUCGACUGUUCGCAACAUGUUCCAAACCGAAAUUGCAGCAAGGUCGGUUUCUGUCGCAUGUACUGGCCCCACGAUCUAGACAUCGUGAAAAAAAAGAAUGCACUGGAAAAAUUGAGUUAUGUGUCCGACACAUUUUGGAAAGCGUGGGUAAUGGAAAGUCGCCUGUGUUGUCUCACAACAAUACUCGAUCGUGGGAAAAUAUUCAGUUUGAAGACUCCAGUGGAAUGCAUAUGAUGCAAGACGCUCGCAAGACUCACGUUCGGUUCGACUCGCCAAGUUCUACGAGGAAAUUCAGCUUGAUUUUGAAAAAAGUCUUGUCAAUCAUGUAUCGACUUAUCCAGAUGAACAGUUUCUGUACUAAGCGGGAUAUUUAUUACCAAGACACUGUGUUGUUUAACAGUCAGUCAGUUGUGGAUAACAUUGUCGCCAACAUUUCUUGUAUGCUGGCUAUUCCCAGAUGGGAACUGCACGUCCUCGCGACAUCAAAAGGCUGUGUGGCGGGAGAUUUGAGAUUCCAAGAUACUGACGGGAAUUACUUUGACUGCGCGGCGACAGCGGGCCUUUUAAUACCAUCUCACGUCAAUGGUAUCAGAAAUUUGGACUCUCAAGCCAAGUUUAUUCUCAUUGUGGAAAAGGACGCCACGUUUCAAAAGCUUAUUGAUGAUGAUUUCUGCCACAGAUUGCAUCCAUGUAUUUUGAUUACAGGAAAGGGCUUCCCAGAUAUAAACACCCGACUGUUACUAAGGAAAUUGUGGGAGGAAUUUGCUAUCCCAAUAUUUGCUUUAGUCGAUGCUGAUCCUCAUGGGAUGGAAAUUAUGGCUGUCUACAGAUAUGGCUCACUUGCUUUAGCGUAUGAGUCACACCAUUUAACUGUACCUGCAGUACGCUGGCUUGGUGUGUUUCCUUCUGACAUUACCAGGUUCAAAAUCCCAAAAAAUAUGCUUAUUCCAGUCACAGUGGCUGACAAAAACAAAGCCAGAGAACUGCUGGUCAGACCGUAUGUCAUCUCCAAUCAAAUUUGGUACCACGAAAUACAAGUAAUUCUGCAGUCUGGAGUAAAGGCUGAAAUUCAGUGUUUAACAGGUGUAUCACCAAGAUUUCUCAGUGAUAUAUACAUCCCUGGUAAACUCCAACAAGGUGGCUGGAUAUGAAGAAAUUUUGUACUGACUGGUCAUUGUUUAAUUUACCUUUAACUUCUACAGGUAUACUGACCUUUUUCCACACAAUGUAUACCAAAUGCAUUUUUAUUACUGUAAACUGUGGUACGGUACUAAAUACAUAACUUAUUUUCUGACUUUACUUUUUACAAUCAUAACAAUGUUGAACAUUUAAAUUGAUGUGCAUUUAAGCACACUCAAUCUGCAUAAAUACAUAUGAUUGAAGACACUGUUAGAUUUGGAAAAAAUUCUCUAAUUAUUUUACGAGAAUAAUAUUUGUUGAUGUUGUACAUCAUGGUUAAGUUGUUGUUUAUUCUGAAAAAUAACCACUGUUUGAAUGUGUUUGAACUAAGCCAGCAUAAUGGUAACAAAAUGGAUUUUGUCUUGGCUUUAGUUGGUGUCCUCAUGAGAAAUGCAAGAUUAGAUUA
Liolophura sinensis is the source of this 1687-nucleotide messenger RNA. Its product is annotated as meiotic recombination protein SPO11-like. Gene Ontology annotation, molecular function: DNA binding; DNA topoisomerase type II (double strand cut, ATP-hydrolyzing) activity; ATP binding. NCBI's taxonomy places the organism in Eukaryota, Metazoa, Mollusca, Polyplacophora, Chitonida, Chitonidae. The record is from RefSeq and is a predicted model, not a curated record. Gene Ontology annotation, cellular component: nuclear chromosome. Gene Ontology annotation, biological process: meiotic DNA double-strand break formation; meiotic DNA double-strand break processing; reciprocal meiotic recombination.